GAAUUCAAAAUUUCUGCAGAGAUAUUUCUCAAUUCUUUUUAAGAAUAGUUACUUACUAUCAAUAUAUGUGUGUGAAUUAGUGGGAGGUUAAUUAAAAAUUAGUAAUAUAUAAUUGUCUGCUCCGUUACUUGUUAGCCAACCUUUUGACAUUUCCAUUGACUUAACUGAAAAAUUGAGAUUGUAAGAUAUCGAAUGGCUAAAAUGGUGACUCAAUUUCUUCGGCUACUACAAACAUUAAUUCCUAUAAAUAAGGUUGUAACGUCCAUGAAUUUUUUGUUUUCCAUUUUCAUUGAAAGCUAUAGAGACAUUUGCGUUUCACCAUUGCAAAACCCAUACUGAAUCAUCCAUCCUUCUCCCCGCCCGCCGUCACCACUAUCGCCACCUCCUGACCUCCGUUUCCGUUUAUGGCCAAUUUCAUCAUUUCCCUAAACCCCCCAUAGAAGUAACAAAUUGCACCUUGAUUAUUAUUAUUAUUAUUUUCUUUGAUAUUUUUUUUUAUCUUUUGUUAAUUGAUUGUCCGCUAUUACGAUGGCGGACAUAGUGAAACAAAUUCUAGCACGGCCAAUACAAUUGGCAGACCAGGUAACAAAAGCGGCAGAUGAAGUUUGUAAUUUUAAGGCAGAUUGUCUUGAAAUUAAAGCGAAAACAGAGAGGCUGGCCGCGCUGCUAAGACAGGCAGCGCGAGCCAGCAAUGACUUGUACGAGCGUCCAACGCGUCGAAUCAUUGAUGACACGGAACAAGUUUUAGACAAGGCACUUACUCUUGUAUUCAAAUGUUGUGCAAGGGGAUUGAGUCGGGUUUUCACGAUUAUACCAAAUGCUGCAUUGAAGAAAACGGCACAACAGCUUGAGAAUUCAUGUGGUGAUGUUCAAUGGCUGUUACGUGUGUCUACUCCAGCGGAUGAUCGUGAUGAUGAGUAUCUCGGGCUUCCUCCUAUUGCAGCUAAUGAACCAAUUUUGUGUCUGAUAUGGGAACAGAUUGCAAUUUUGUGUACAGGGUCGUUAGAAGAUCGUUCUGAUGCAGCGGCUUCGCUUGUAUCAUUGGCUAGGGACAAUGAGCGCUAUGGGAAGUUGAUUAUAGAAGAAGGUGGGGUUGCACCAUUGUUGAAAUUGGCUAAAGAAGGGCGAAUGGAGGGUCAGGAGAACGCAUCGAGGGCUAUUGGUCUUCUUGGUAGAGACCCUGAAAGUGUUGAACAAAUUGUAAAUGCUGGUGUUUGUUCUGUGUUUGCUAAGAUUCUAAAAGAUGGGCAUAUGAAAAUUCAGGUUGUAGUGGCUUGGGCAAUUUCAGAAUUGGCUGCAAAUCAUCACAAAUGUCAAGAUCAUUUUGCUCAAGCAAAUACUAUUAGGCUAUUGGUUAGUCAUCUUGCUUUUGAAACAAUUCAAGAACAUAGUAAAUAUGCUAUUGCUACAAAACAUCAGAACAUGUCCAUACACACGGCUGCCAUGGCACAUUCUAAUUCUUCUAGUACUAGCAAAUUCAGUGAUACUGGAGGUAAGCUCGAAGAUGAUGACAAUAGAACUCAUAGUAAAAUUCUUCAUCCUAUGGAUAAUCAAGCAACCAACCAAAUGCAUAGUUUGGUUUCAAGCGCGAUGGCCUUGAAAUCCCAGGCACAGAAUCAGCCCAACAAUCCUAUAUCAAGUACAAAUCAACAGCAGCAGCGACAAAACCCGAAUCAGCAGAGGAGCCACCAUGUUGGACUGACAGGGACUAGCAUUAAAGGGAGGGAAUAUGAAGAUCCUGCUACAAAAGCUGAAAUGAAAGCAAUGGCUGCCAGAGCACUGAGGCAUCUGUGUGCAGGAAAUGUUAGCAUUUGUACUCAUAUUACAGAAUCCCGAGCUCUUUUAUGCUUUGCCGUUUUGCUAGAGAAAGGCCAUGAUGAAGUACAAUAUCAUUCAGCCAUGGCACUUAUGGAGAUCACAGGAGUUGCUGAGCUAAAUUCAGACUUGAGACGUGCAGCUUUCAAGCCGACUGCACCUGCUGCCAAAGCUGUGCUUGAUCAAUUUUUGAGAAUUAUCAACCAGGAAGAUUCAGAAUUGCUCAUUCCAAGCAUCAGAUCUAUAGGCCAUCUGGCAAGGACCUUUCGAGCAACGGAAACCAGACUCAUUGGUCCAUUGGUGGUUCUGUUAGAUGAUAGGGAACCAGAAGUAACUAGGGAAGCUGCAAUUGCAUUGAACAAAUUCGCUUCCUCCGAUAAUUUCCUGAGAGUCAAUCACUGCAAGGCCAUAAUACAGGCAGGAGGUACCAAGCACCUAGUUCCACAUGUUUACUUUGGUGAACAAAUGGUUCAAGUUCCUUGUUUGAUUCUCUUGAGUUACAUAGCAACCUAUGUUCCUGAUAGUGAGGCAUUAGCUGAUGACAAUGCACAUAUAGUGUUGGAGUGGGCUACAAAACAGGGACACCUAAUGCAAGAUCCUACUGUUGAAGAACUUGUGAACCAAGGCAGAGAAAGCAUGGAACUUUAUCAGUCCAGAGGCUCACGCCUGUGAACCUAUCAAGUUUUGUAAUAUGUCCCAAAUUUAGGUACUCCUUUAAACUUCCCUCUUCCAGUUUUGUUGACAAUAUUGACGAGGUAAGGGUAAGAUUUGCGUAAUACUUUACCCCGCGGGUGGAAUUAGAAUAGGUUGAAACUCGAGGCCCUCUUUAUCAUGGACCAAAGUUGAUGAUAUCAAAUGUGUAACAUAAACAAGACACAAGCAAAUUCUUGGAGCAGUCCAAGACGCUGGUUAGAGAUAGGUAAUCAAGACGCAAAUGAACAAAACUGUUUACUUUGGAGUUGGAGCAAUGGCCAAGAUUCGUGACCUCUUGAUUACUGAAGACGUUACCUCGAGAUCUUUUUAGAUGUAAUUCAUUCCCACUUUUGUAACUCGCAAUGUGAAUAUGUCACAUUAAGCUUAUACUGAAUUUUGCACUUGUACUAUAGUUAGAUCAUGUACAUUUACCCCAGAAAAAAAAGAGUAGAAAACUUACUUCAUGGGCUCA
This is a messenger RNA of Solanum lycopersicum (tomato), 2980 nucleotides long. The record is from RefSeq and is a predicted model, not a curated record. NCBI's taxonomy places the organism in Eukaryota, Viridiplantae, Streptophyta, Magnoliopsida, Solanales, Solanaceae.